AUGCAUAACCAAUCGUCGUCCUCGCCUUCGGGUCUGAAAAAGCACGACCCCGCUGCAGCGUCGCGUGAAGGCUACAGCUCCCACGAGAUCGAUUCUGAGUUUGCUCCCGCCUGGAAUGGCACGGAUACCGGCAGCGCUGACGGCGCCAUCGACCCCGAUUCAGGCGUAAAACGCGGCCUCAAAAAUCGUCAUCUCUCCAUGAUGGCUCUCGCCGGCAUCAUCGGCCCUGGCCUUCUCGUGGGUGCAGGUGGUGCGCUCAACAGCGGUGGACCUGCAUCGCUACUUAUUGGAUUUGGCGUAAUUGGUUUAAUUGCCUUUGCUAUUAUGCAGUCCCUCGGCGAGCUGACUACCCUCUACCCCGGUGGUGGCUCAUUUGUCUCCCUCGCUGAGCGCCUUGUCGACAAGUCCUUUUCUACCGCCGUAGGCUGGAAUUACUUUAUCAUCUGGGCCGCCGUCCUCGCCAACGAAUACAACGUCAUUUGCAGUAUCCUGGUAUACUGGGCGCCAAAGGUUCCACUCUGGGGCUUUUUUCUGAUUUUCUGGACCGUUUUUCUUGGCUUCCAGCUCCUCGGCAUAGAAGCCUUUGGUGAAGCUGAGUUCUGGCUGGCCCUCUUCAAGCUGCUCGGCCUGACCGCUUAUUUUAUAUUCUCUAUCAUCUAUGCUUCUGGUGGGCUCGUUGGCCAGAAGUCUGCGCUAGGUUUCCACUACUGGCACGAUCCAGGCCCCUUUAAUGGUAAUGGCUUCCGUGGCGUCGCCAAGGUCUUCAUUUUUUGCUCUACCUUUUACGCCGGUGUAGAGUCCGUGGCUGUUGCCGCUACCGAAACGAGAAAUCCCGGCACUGCAGUGCCCCAAGCCAUCAGACAGGUGUUUUGGCGCAUCAUCUUUGUCUACAUGGGUUCUGCCUUCUUCUUUGGGCUUACCUGCCCUGCCAACGCAGAAGGUCUAGUCGGUGGCGGCGCAAAGGCGCUGCAAAGCCCUAUGACGAUUGCCAUCCAGACCGCUGGAUGGGAGGGCGGCGUCCAUUUGAUCAAUGCCUUCAUUCUAAUUACUUGCAUAUCCGCGAUCAAUUCCUCCAUUUAUAUUGGCUCAAGAACUAUUCUAUAUAUGGCCCAGUCCGGUAAGGCCCCACGGAUCCUCGGCAAGGUCAACAAGAUGGGUGUCCCCGUCGCGGCUAUUCUUCUUACCAAUGCAGUCGGCGCCAUUUCAAUGAUGAAUAUAUCGACCGGAGCUGCCAAGGCCUAUUCAUAUAUUGUUAACCUUUCCGGCCGAGACCUGGGCGAGCUUCCCUUCAAGAGCAUGAGCUAUCCCUUUGUCGCCUACUUUGGGGUUGCAGCCAACAUUUUUCUUGCUCUUGUCCAGGGUUGGACGACUUUUUCACCAUUUUCUGCCGGCGACUUUGUCGAUGCAUACAUUCUGCUGCCAUUGUUUGGGAUCAUUUAUGCUAUUGCCAAACUAGUAUGGAGAAACGACAACUUUAAGAGGAGCUGGGAAAUUGACCUUGACAGUGGCCGCCGAGUCGACAUGGACACCAAGGAUGCGACCAAGCACCAGGAAGGUCCAAGACCGCCUUUUUGGCGAAGAGCAUGGGAUUUUUUUUAG
Cordyceps militaris CM01 is the source of this 1599-nucleotide messenger RNA. Its product is annotated as general amino acid permease AGP3. Gene Ontology annotation, cellular component: membrane. Lineage: Eukaryota; Fungi; Ascomycota; Sordariomycetes; Hypocreales; Cordycipitaceae. Gene Ontology annotation, molecular function: amino acid transmembrane transporter activity. The record is from RefSeq and is a predicted model, not a curated record. Gene Ontology annotation, biological process: amino acid transmembrane transport. The transcript has 3 exons. Bases 1 to 1599 code for a protein of 532 amino acids.